AUCAAACAAACGUCGAUUCCAAUUAAAAAAUGCCAAUAGAAUACGUCUUGAAAAACACCAAAGAAAUAAAUUAUUAAAAGAACAUUCUGCAUCCACUAAUGAAGUAUCUACCAAUGAAGUAUUCAUUAACGAAAUAUCCAACAACAGA
This is a messenger RNA of Racocetra persica, 148 nucleotides long. The record is from the annotation of a GenBank genome assembly. NCBI's taxonomy places the organism in Eukaryota, Fungi, Glomeromycota, Glomeromycetes, Diversisporales, Gigasporaceae.